AUGACUUUCGAGCACGGGGCAGAUGUUGCUGGUCCCUCUGGUGGUGAUGACAAGUCGGUCUACAAGACCAACUCGGAGGAGGUCUUUGUCUCUGGAUCGGGAGACCAUGAUGCUGUCUAUGGUGUUGGUGGUGUUGGUCACACGCAUCGUAGACUAAAAGCACGACACGUUACUUUCAUCGGAUUCGGUGGUGGUAUUGGAACGGGUCUUUUCGUUGGUACUGGAAGUGCUUUGGCCUCUGCAGGACCUCUCGGUCUCUUGUUGGCCUAUUCUGUUGUCGUUUCUGCUGCAGCAGUUGUGGUAUCAUACUGGACAGACAUCACACCUGCAGUAGUUAUCACAGUCGGCCUUGCUGCAAUUCUGGCCAUCAACUUGAUGAAUGUUCGUUUCUUUGGUGAAGCUGAAGUCAUCACCGCUUCUAUCAAAAUUUUGUGCUUUUUGGGCUUGGUCAUUGUGUCGAUUGUCAUCACCUCUGGAGGCGCACCCGACCACGAAUCUAUUGGCUUUAGGUAUUGGCGUAACCCGGGACCUUUCACUGAUUACAAUGGCAUCAAGGGAAACACUGGCCAUUUCCUGGCUUUCUUUAGUGCUUUUAUCAACGCCAGUUUCUCCUACAUUGGUGUUGAGACUGUUAUUGUCGCAGCCGCCGAGACCAUGAACCCCCACAAGGCCAUUCCCAAGGCAGUCCACCGUGUCACCUACCGUAUUCUCUUCUUCUACGUCUUGGGAACGCUCCUCAUUGGAAUGAUUGUUCCUUCGAAUGACCCCAACCUCGUUUCUGGCACUGGUAACGCAAACUCUUCUCCUUGGGUCAUUGCCAUCAAGAACUCUGGAAUCACCGUUCUGCCAUCUAUCGUCAACGCAUGUAUCUUGGUUUCCGCAUGGUCAGCCGGAAACAGUUACUGCUACAUCGGUUCGCGCAUGCUCGUCGCUCUGGCCGCAGACCGCCAGAUGCCGCAAUUCUUCGCCAAGGUCAACCGUCAAGGUGUACCUUACUGGGCUGUUCUUGCCUCCUUCGCCUUUGGCCCUCUCGCCUACCUCUCUCUGGGCUCGGGCGGUGCAUCCCAAGCCUUCACCUGGCUGCUCAACCUCAGCACUGUCGCUGGCCUCCUCGCCUGGAUGACUCUCUGUAUCUGCUACAUCCGCUACCACCACGCCUGCAAAGCUCAAAACAUUGACCGCAACGCCCUACCCAUGAAAGGACGCCUGCAACCCCUCGCCGCUUACGUCGGCGCCAUCGGCAGCGGCAUCAUCACCAUCUUCUCGGGCUUUAGCGUUUUCCUCAAGGGAAACUGGAAUACUGGCUCGUUCUUUGCUUCCUACAUUGGCAUUGCGAUUUACAUUAUCCCUUAUGUGGUGUGGAAGAUUGUGAAGCGCACACGUAUUGCACGCGCCAGCGAGAUUGAUCUGUGGUCCGGACGCUUCGAUUCCAGAGGCGCGGUCAAAGAAAAAGAGCCCGUGACCAAGUGGGAGAAAUUCCUGGAUUGGUUGUUAUAA
Messenger RNA from Aureobasidium vineae, 1497 nucleotides. The record is from the annotation of a GenBank genome assembly. NCBI's taxonomy places the organism in Eukaryota, Fungi, Ascomycota, Dothideomycetes, Dothideales, Saccotheciaceae.